This is a messenger RNA of Lutzomyia longipalpis, 2371 nucleotides long. It is a transcript of the gene Pat1, whose product is annotated as amyloid protein-binding protein 2. The transcript has 4 exons. NCBI's taxonomy places the organism in Eukaryota, Metazoa, Arthropoda, Insecta, Diptera, Psychodidae. Gene Ontology annotation, molecular function: protein binding. The coding region runs from base 18 to 1895 and encodes 625 amino acids. Gene Ontology annotation, biological process: intracellular protein transport. The record is from RefSeq and is a predicted model, not a curated record.
UGUCAGUUUAAAAAAUAAUGGACAGCGCGAAGAGUCCGAGUUCUCUUUAUGAAUUAUGCUUAGAAAAAUAUGUAUCAAAUUUGAGUAAAAGUGUCGUGUCACUGCAGAAAAUAAAUGCCCUGCGUACGCUGCCACCGGUCAUCCUGGCCGAGAUCUACUAUGCCAUCUCCCAGAAGGCUGAUCUCUGUGAGACACUCCUGGAGGAAUUAUCAGAUCUGACUGUCUUUGCGAAGCUCCUGCGCUUUGGGUCGGCACGUCAGAAGCUCCUGCGUUGCUUUGCGAGUCUCGUAAAGCAGAAACUUCCCAUUGUGUCGUGCCUCACGAAGCGCUAUGUGGACUACAUUGAGUACCGGAAGUGGUACAAGCAGGGUAGUGAUAGCAAGUCCACGGAUAACUACCCGGAAGAGGAUGAGGACAGUGUGAGUCGUAGCAAGGCAAGGAGGCAGGAUGUGGAUUUGGGCUUGCGCCUGGGUACCUUUCUGUCUGAAGCAGGAUGGCUGGCUGAGAGUAUUGAGGUGCUGUCGAAUGUCCUGCGUGUGGUGCGAAACAUUUCCAGAGAUGAGCGGAAUACGGAGAAUCUUCUCACGGAACUCGACUGCCUACAGAGAUUGCUCUAUGCUCAGGCGAAUUUCUGCCUCUUCCGCGAUGCCGACACCACGUACCGGGCCAUUGUGAUGCUCAUUGAUCUCGUGGGCACUGACAAUAUCCCCAAGAGCCUCCUGGCGAAUCUCUAUCUGCAGAUUUCGGUGCUGUUCUUUGCACGCAGUGAGUACGAUCAGAGCUACCAUUGGAGCAUACGGGCACUCACGAAUGUGGCACAAGAGAACAUCCCGGACAAGGUGGUGAUUGACGUCCUCCUCCAGGCGGCCAAAUCGUGCGUCGUGAAGCGUCACUUCAAGAAGGCUAAUCUCCUCAUAACGAUGGCACUCACGAAAACACGCAACAUCUACGGGCAGCAUCAUCAAAAGUACGCAGAUGCCCUCCUAGAUUACGGCUUCUACCUCCUGAAUGUGGACGCCAUCACGUCCAGCGUGGAAGUAUACAUGGAGGCAUUGGAAAUAAAGACAGACAUCUUCGGCAAUAUGAAUCUCCUGGUGGCUGUGGCACACGAAGAUCUCGCCUAUGCACUCUACGUGCGUGAAUACAGCUCCGGGAAAUUCACAACGGCACGCAAUCACGUCGAGAGCUCCAUAAACAUCAUGAAGAAUCUCGUGCCGACGAAUCAUCUCAUGCUAGCCUCAGCUAAACGUGUCAAAGCCCUCAUCCUCGAGGAAGUUGCCCUAGACAAUAUGAUGCUUCACUCGGGGAAUGAUCAUCAGGAGCUUCUGCAGCAAUCGGAGAUGCUGCAUAAGUCAGCCCUUGAGCUGUCACUCGAAGCUUUUGGGGAGAUAAAUGUGCAAACGGCAAAACACUACGGGAACUUGGGGAGGCUCUAUCAGAGUAUGAAUAAAUUUGAGGAUGCCGAGAAGAUGCACCAGAGAGCCAUUAAAAUCAAGACAGACCUCCUAGGGGCCUACGACUACGAGGUGGGACUCUCAAUUGGGCAUUUGGCGUCACUCUACAACUACCACAUGCAGAAACACCUCGAAGCGGAGGCGCUCUAUCUCAAAAGCAUUGAAAUUAGUCUGCGCUUGUUUGGGGAUUCGUAUUCGGGCCUUGAAUACGAUUACCGUGGAUUGUGUCAUGUUUAUGAAUCUCUAGCCAACACAGACAAAUACUUGGAAUACUCGAGGAUCCUCGAUACAUGGCGAAUCCUGCGGCAGGAGAAUGAUGAUGGAAAUAAAUCGGUGUUUGUUGAACUUCGGGAGGACACAACAAUGGAGGAAGUCACGAAGAAAUUCUUCGAGAUGUGUUCAGAACCUAGCAAUGAAGUUAUAGCGACAAACACCACGUGAUUCCCCUAAGUGGGCAAGUCUUUGAAAUGAAAAAGAAAAAAAUCCAAUAAUCAGUUAUACUGGUAAAAAAAAUUAUUGUGCAAGCCCAACAAUGGGAGGUGAGGGGAGCUAAUUAAAUAUGGUUGUGAAGUUAAUUUGAAAAUUUUAAUGAAAUUUCAAAUUCUCAAAAAAAAAAAUUAAGAAAUAAUUUUUUUAUCGGUUUUUGAUUUGAAUAAAUUCAUUCAGAUUCAUUUAGGCUUUUGAAAAUUUUUCAAUUUCAUUAAAAUUUCACGAAGUUUUCAAGAAUGUUUAAAGAUUCCUAAAAAAUAUCUUUGAAUUUUAAAAAAUUCUCAGAAAUUUAAAAGAAUUCACAAAAACAAAUAUUUCUUUAUUUAUUUCAACCAUAUUCAAUAGCUCCCCUUUACGUUAUUAUUCAUUAUUUCCCCGCGAAAGAAUUAUAUUUUUAUUUCAUCUAUGAAAAAUAUAUAAUUUUGUAA